GGGAGAAGAACAACAUUCAGAACUGCUUCAGUGAACCCACAGUGGAACCACAAGUUCAUCUUCUCUGUGGAUUCGUCUGUCAGCUACCUCAACAUCUGCCUGUGGAGUAAGGGGGGUGACCGCACAGACAAGUCAGAGAUGAUCAGUUCCACCAAGCAGGAUGUCCUCUUGGGUUAUGUUAGUCUCCACUUGGAUGAGAUCUUCCUACACAGCCUGGUGACACUUAAUGGCACCAUGUAUGACCGGGUCAAGUUGAAGCAUGGACACUUUAAGACAGAGGAUGAACUGGUGAAAACCUGGUCAGUUCACAAAGGCUGGGAUCCAAACCAGAUGUAUGGCGACAUCUCUUUAGCCUUCCACUAUGUUCCUACAGACCUGACCCAGGAACAGAGGCGCCUCCUCAGCGGCAGCAAGACUGCCUCAGUUAAGCUGCAGAGUGAGCUGUUUGAGAGGUACAAAGCAGAUGAGGAUGAGCAGGGAAAGCCCUCACCGGCAAGAAUCCCCGAGGACCUCAAGAGGGACCUGAAUGAAGGACAUCACCAAUUUGACAACACAACUUUCAUGACUGCAACAUUUUGUGAUUACUGUGGGAAGAAGAUAUGGAUGAAGGAAGCCUUUAAGUGCCAGACGUGCAAUAUGGCGUGUCACAAAAAAUGCCUGGUCAAGUGUCUGGUGAACACCGUCUGCACUGAUGCCGGAGCAAAGAAGAGAAGCUCGGUUGAGGAAGCCUGGGAGCCAUUGGCAACCACUGGCAAGCUGAAACGUCCAGUUGUAGCAGAUGAGGUUGUCAAGAAUUUAGGAU
Messenger RNA from Candidula unifasciata, 802 nucleotides. The record is from the annotation of a GenBank genome assembly. NCBI's taxonomy places the organism in Eukaryota, Metazoa, Mollusca, Gastropoda, Stylommatophora, Geomitridae.